CAAGUAUUUAACUUAAAUGUUGUUUUCUAUAUUUUUUUUAGGCAGAAAGAAAACCAGUUUAAAACACACAAAUAAAGAAACCAAAAAAAUAUCUCCCCUCCAUUUGAAACUUACCAGCAGAACUCAUGGCUGAGCAGAUUCCCCAAGCAUCUGUCACCCCUGUGGAUUCUAAAGUGUCUAUAAGGAGAAAUAAGGCAAAGGUCAAAGAAGAGAUAGAAACAAGGAACAGACUGAUAAAAAGUGGAAUUAAUUUUAUCAUGGAGUUCAGUAAACUAAUUAAUUCUAGUCAGAAGGAACUUAUGGCUGAGGUGCUUCAUUGCAUAUUCUUCCUGGGUCAUAUUUACAAAAAUCCUGUUAGACCGGAGGACUUCUUCAUCGGUGAAAACAUGGAUCUGUUCAAGAAGCACUUCCCCAGGGUGUUCCAGCAGUAUAACAGCCAUCUGCCCACCCGCACCCCCUUUUCCAUCUUGCUUGAUCUGGUUUCAAAGAAUGAGGGUUCUACAAACAGUGAGGCUAUACUGAACCAUCUGUCCCAAAUUAAUACAAAUUUGCAGGAUGGUAACCAAGCUCACAACGACUACACUCUCGCAGCCACGGUCAUUACUGAGUGCUACUCAAACAGACAGGGGUGUUUCUACGGCGCGUCCCUGUCUUGCAGUGGUAAAGUAGAGAUUAAGAUCAUGAUUGCCCUCUCAUGCAUCCAGACCUGGAACGACGCUGUAGCACACGCAGUCUGGAAUGCAGAAAAAAAAGGUUACAUCAAAUUUCCACCAAAAGUGAAUUGCACAGCCUAUAAAAUAAAUCCUGAAUCAGACUUCUACGACAGUAUACCCCCAUGUAGUAACUGUAACACAAUCUUCAAAGACGUCACAUUCAAGCCACCUUUUUCUAGUGAAAAACACAGUGAGAGGUUUGCUUUUGGAAAUUGUGCUGAAACGGAGUCUCUGAGCCACCUCCUUGAUGCAGACAAAAACGUCAGGAUUGAAACUAUAGCUUAUAUAGAUACAGAAGAGGUCAUUGUCGACAGAGCCAGCAUCAGAAAAGAAGCAAAGGAGAAAGCCAAAAAACUGCUGGGAGCAAGAAAUUUUAAGAUCACGGAUGACAAAUUUAAUUUCUUCCAGGCACAAUGAAUGGGCUGCCCCUUUUUAACCCUUACUGCAUAAUAACAAUUAGUUAGUUAGUGUACAAAUAAUGGAGAGUUACAAGGUGUAAUUAACAACAGAUCAUCAAACUCUAAAUAUCAAUGCUUACCACUUUAUUUCCUUGUUAGCAUUAAGACCCUGUAGUGUUUGUUUGUUUUCUCGCAUUCUGGAGCUCAAAUUUAAAGAUUAAAAAAUACAAAUGUAUUCUAUCAUGACUUUAGCGACCACUUGGGGCUUUUCAACUAAUUCUCCAUCUACUCGGAUGACGAACUUCGGGAUUGCAUUUAUAAAGCACCCCAGCAAACAGAGAUAUGAGUUAGUGGUUCCUUCGCACUUGCUGUGUGCGAAUUUAGGAUGCCCUCAAAUUUAAUAUGCACCUUUAUUUCUCUCAUUUUGAGAAAAAAAAAUAAUAAUCACAAAGCUAUCGUAGCAGCCUACUGUACAGUUACAAACGAAAGUAUUACCGGUACACGAUAAAGUAUUUGCAUAUACCCGUAAGCAAUUAAAAUCAAUGCAUUUUAAUAACAACAGAACCGUGUCUUUUGUAAUUGUGGGAUAAUGAUUAACUAUGCACUUACAGGAAGUUUUGUUGACUGAUCAGAUCUCCUUAUGAAUUAUCUUUGUGCUCCAUUUAGUGACAGUAUGUUCUCCACACACAGAACCUCGUACCAUCUGCCUGCCUGCUUUUCAAACCCGAUCUCACGCCCUGUAAACGUGGGGAUUGGUUUGAUUCUCCCUGGCUGUUGUUCUGGCUCUCACAGGGCAAUUUUUAUAAGAUAAUAUAUGAAGUAAGUAGUUUGUUAUUUUAGUAGCUUAGGAAGUGCUAUGCUUAAAGAAAUAUUAAUUGAAAUAAUAAAAUGUGUUGUUUGUUUCUUCCCAGCUUCAGAUUAAUUUUGCUAAGUGUUACUAACUUGCAUAAACUCUGUAAACAAAAUAUCAUUAUAUUAAAUGUUUGGAAAACAUGGAGAACUGCCCGCCUGUUGAAAUAUAGGAAAUAAUGGAAGAGAGGUUUUUAACAUUAGUUAAAAUCGUUAAAAAGUACUAAAAUAAUAUUAGAAGUUUCAGGCAACUUUAUGGCUUCCAAGCAUUUACAGCACACAAGUACGGUUUCAGACUCAUGAAAAUCAUAUGACCAUUUAGUUUCACAUCAUUAUAUACUUGAAAAACAUGCAUAUUGAAUACAGCUGAAAUUUGAUUGGCUUGUGGCAGCCGUGUUUUAUGUCGCAACAUGCCAAAAGCAACAAUGAUAAAGGGUGUUACUAAUUUUAUGAUUCACAACAAUUGGUCAAACUGUGUCUGAGAACGAGACAUUGGUGCAUUUUUGAAAAACGCAUUAUGGCCGCCAAAUCGCGACCCAUCGCCCUCAUUUUCACAGUCACAACAUUCCAAAAGCCUCGAACAUCUUGAAAUAUAAGAAUAUUCAGCAACAAAAAAUAUUUGUUAAAAGUUCAAAGUCACAAGUGUCAGGAAAUGGGACGUUAAAGUUGCAUGCCUAAGCAUCGCACCAUGAGAUGAUAUGACAUCAUACAUGACAUCAGCAAUGACUAAUGCUCCACAAGACUGCCCAGAAGGACAUUACCUAGGUGUGUUUAUUGGUACGCAGAAUAGCGUGCAGUCAGCUGUUCUUAGGAACUCAAAUGAUAAUAACAAGACAAAGCGGCACAGUUUGGUCCUCAUUCUCCAUGAUACUGUGCUAGAAAAAAUUCCUUUUACUGAGUGAGAUACUGUGACAGGCUUGCGAGUGGAUAGAGUCCCAGAGACAGACUGCAGUUCCAAAAAAUAUAUACUUUUAUUAUAAAUAAACACAAAAAUAAAUGUGCAC
Messenger RNA from Polyodon spathula (Mississippi paddlefish), 2964 nucleotides. RefSeq lists its product as uncharacterized. The record is from RefSeq and is a predicted model, not a curated record. Lineage: Eukaryota; Metazoa; Chordata; Actinopteri; Acipenseriformes; Polyodontidae. The transcript is spliced from 5 exons. The coding region runs from base 126 to 1130 and encodes 334 amino acids.